CCGCCUUUCGAUUUCGGCUGCCGACACGCACGGAGAGACACAGACAGAGGCGGAGAAACAGAGGAUCAUAACUGUAAAAGGGUUGAUGGUAAUGUAAUGUGGGUGAUCAGAAGAGAGAGAUUUUCUUAGCUAUUAAGCAGAGGAAUUAACACUUAAAAAGGGGCUAUCAUAUAUACAGCAAGAGAACAGAAGAGAAGAGAAAGAGAUGAAGUGAGAUGGAUGGCCCCCCGGAGAACGAUUGCUGCUCAAUCUGUCACGACAACUUCACCCUUCCUUGCCAAGCCAACUGCUCUCACUGGUUCUGCGGAAAUUGUAUUCUUCGUGUUUGGCAUCAUGGAUCAGCACUUAGUCCUUGUAAGUGCCCUAUAUGUCGUCGCAUCAUAACUUUGGUGAUACCUUGUGAGGCAUCAUUACAGCACCGUCAUGACCCAGAAGUUAGUGGGGUUUUACAAAAUAUUCAAAGGUACAAUCGGUCCUUUGGUGGAGGCACAAAUGGUCUUAUUCAGAAAUUACGGGACCUGCCAUUUUUCCUCCGGAGGUUGUUACGAGAAUUGGUGGAUCCCCAAAGAUCUCUUCCUCUUUUUUUCAGAUUACGCAUGUUUUUGGCAAUGUUAGUAUGUGGUAUCUACAUUCUGAGCCCCAUUGACAUUAUUCCAGAAGGGCUCGUGGGACUUAUUGGUUUAUUCGAUGAUAUCGUCGUAGCUCUCAUCUUUUUCCUCCAUGUUGCUGCUAUGUAUCGCUCAGCUCUCCUUACACGACAUGGAGGUAAUUGAUCUGUGCCAUUAUCAUGUAGUUGUUGUAAUUAAUCAAAGCCAUGAAGGAUUUGUAAGUUUCCAUUUGGAUGUUACAAAAGUAAUACUCAUCAGAGAUCCUUUCAUCUCAUGGAAUCCAUUGGGCUCUCUGAAUUUCAUAUUUCUGCAAAAGACGGUGUGUGAAUGUAAUAUAUGUGAGGUUAAAUGGUUCAAAUUCUCUGUUAAAAAAUUCCCAGUAAAUUUUGUUUUAUGCGA
Molecule: messenger RNA, 1007 nt
Organism: Macadamia integrifolia
Lineage: Eukaryota; Viridiplantae; Streptophyta; Magnoliopsida; Proteales; Proteaceae
Product: E3 ubiquitin-protein ligase RNF170-like
Exons: 5
Coding region: 216-773 (185 amino acids)
Molecular function (GO): ubiquitin protein ligase activity
Source: RefSeq, a predicted model, not a curated record